Molecule: messenger RNA, 1152 nt
Organism: Rotaria sp. Silwood2
Lineage: Eukaryota; Metazoa; Rotifera; Eurotatoria; Philodinida; Philodinidae
Source: the annotation of a GenBank genome assembly
AUGUCUAUAAAAAAACUACGAAUGGGUAUGAUUGGUGGUGGUCCAGGUGCAUUUAUUGGUGCUGUUCAUCGUACAGCUGCAUGUCUUGAUGGUGAAAUUGAAUUAGUUUGUGGUGUUUUCAGUUCUGAUUCUGAAAAAUCACAUGAAAUGGGUAAACAACUUGGUCUUCCUAUGAAUCGUGUUUAUGGUUCAUAUAAAGAAAUGAUAGAACAGGAAGAAAAAAUAGGAGGAAUGGAUUUUGUAGCAAUCGUUACACCUAAUCAUGUUCAUUAUGAACCUGCUGUUCUUGCUCUUCGUGCUGGUUUUGAUGUUGUUCUUGAUAAACCAAUGUGUUUCUCACUUGAAGAAGCUCGAGAACUUUCACGAAUUGUUAAUGAAACUGGUCGUAUUCUUUGUUUAACACAUACUUAUACAGGUUAUCCUAUGAUUAAACAAGCACGUCAAAUAAUUGUACGUAAUGAUAUUGGUUUAGUUCGUAAAGUAUAUGUUGAAUAUCCACAAGGUUGGUUAAGUCAUGAAAAUGUUGAUUCAAAACAAGCUAAAUGGCGUCUUGAUCCUAAACAAAGUGGUCCAUCAGGAUGUUUAGGUGAUAUUGGUGUACAUGCUUUUAAUUUAGCUGAAUAUGUUACUGGACUUCAAGUCACUCAUGUAUGUGCAGAUUUACGAUCAGUUGUAAAAGGACGUCAACUUGAUGAUGAUGCUAGUAUAUUCUUACGUUUUAAUAAUGGAGCAAAUGGUGUUCUGAUGGCUUCACAAAUUUGUUCAGGUGAAGAAAAUAAUUUAAAAAUUCGUGUUUAUGGUGAAAAUGGUUCAAUUGAAUGGCAACAUGCAAAUUGUAAUACACUUAUUGUUCGAUGGUUGAAUAGUCCUGCAGAAAUUUAUCGUACUGGUACAGAAUAUCUUUCACAAAGUGCAAUUCAUAAUACACGAGUACCAGCUGGACAUCCAGAAGGUUAUAUUGAAGCAUUUGCUAAUAUUUAUCGUAAUUUUGGACGAACAAUUCGUGCAAACAAAAAUGUUGAAAAAAAUCUAUCUGAAGAAUGCAGAGAUUUUCCUGGUGUUAAAGAAGGCGUUCGUGGUAUGGCUUUUAUUGAAACUUGUGUAGUUAAUAGUAAAAAUGAUAAUGAAAAAUGGACUGAAUUAAAGGAAUAA